Messenger RNA from Cimex lectularius (bed bug), 840 nucleotides. RefSeq names its product Golgi SNAP receptor complex member 1 (gene Gos28). The coding region runs from base 133 to 825 and encodes 230 amino acids. Gene Ontology annotation, cellular component: Golgi apparatus; Golgi membrane; Golgi medial cisterna. The record is from RefSeq and is a predicted model, not a curated record. Gene Ontology annotation, molecular function: SNAP receptor activity. Gene Ontology annotation, biological process: vesicle fusion; endoplasmic reticulum to Golgi vesicle-mediated transport. The transcript is spliced from 5 exons. NCBI's taxonomy places the organism in Eukaryota, Metazoa, Arthropoda, Insecta, Hemiptera, Cimicidae.
CCUUCUCGUCUGCUGACAGGCCCCAGGCUGAUAUGAAGACGCACUGGCGCGGGAUGGGGUUUUGUGGCAUUUAAAAGAUUUUAAACGUGUUUAUAAAUUGUCCAGCAUCCAACACAGACGAAUUGACGCAAAAUGGCAUCGUUCGACGAUUUACGUAGGCAAGCAGAACGCCUUGAGGAAGAUAUAUCAGCUAAGCUGAUAUUCUUCAGCAAUGCAUGCUCAGGGAAACAGCAAACUUUUUCAGGGAUCAAACAACCUUUGUUAAGUACUGAUAAUGUUAUAGAAUCGACAUCAGAAGAAUUGAAAGCUCUUCUGGAAAAGUUAAGUGAUAUUGUUGAAAUGUUGCCAUUAUCAGAAAUGUCACAAAAACAUCAAACAGUUGCAAUGUUCAGUAUCAACCAACACAGAGAAAUUCAUCGCGAUUAUUUCAACGAGUAUAGGAAGAAUUUAGAAAAUUACAGACUUCGAAAAGACCGAGAGCACCUUUUGGAAAGUGUUAAAAUGGAUAUAGACUUACAUAAAGGCGGCUCAAGCAAUUAUCACAGGAGAACUGACAUGUAUUUAAAGGAACACGAACACUUAAGGAGUUCGGAUAGAUUAAUCGACGAUCAGAUCAGUAUAGCAGUUGAAACGAGGGAAAAUUUACUAUCUCAAAGAAAUUCGAUGAAAAAAUUGCAAACAAGACUUCAUGAUAUCGGCCAAAGGUUUCCAAUUGUCAACAGCCUCGUACAGCGUAUAGUUAUACGCAAAAAGCGUGAUUCCAUUAUUAUUGGUUUUAUUGUGUUUUUUUGUGUUUUGAUUUUAUUGUUUUAUGCUUUCCAUUGAGUAAUUUGUAUUGUA